AUGUCCGACGACGCAUCAUACACGGCAUUCCUGAACAAAGCGAACGAAGACCCGAAAUCUGGCGCCUCGCAAUCGACAUCUCAGACAAAGAGCAAAUUCGACCCGACGACCACCAGCAACUCCUCGCUCCCAUCUUCCCUGCAAUCCAUCCCGGACACGCUGACAUACACCUCGGAUACAGACUCGGAAUUUCAAGCUGUGGUCCUGAACUACUCAGGCGAUGCGCUGCCCAGUAGCGCAGAGUUCAAGAAAGCCUUGGGUGCGAAGGCGGACCAGGGUGAGGUCGAGGAGUUGACCGUGCAGGACUUCGAUCCCAGGGGCCAGUAUACUGAGAUCAUCGAUCGCGUUAAGGACGCUGGUGACGGGAAGGCAGUCAAGGUCUUCAGAGUUGAAGUUGGCGCGACGAGAGUGGAAUAUUAUAUCGUCACGCUUGGGGAUAGGAAGCUGGUGGGUGUGUAUACCAAGGCCGUGGAGAGUUAA
Molecule: messenger RNA, 480 nt
Organism: Exophiala aquamarina CBS 119918
Lineage: Eukaryota; Fungi; Ascomycota; Eurotiomycetes; Chaetothyriales; Herpotrichiellaceae
Exons: 1
Coding region: 1-480 (159 amino acids)
Source: RefSeq, a predicted model, not a curated record